AUGCCGUGCAAGAAGGAGGUGAAGAAGGGUGAAGAGGAGGAGAUUGUGAAUGAAGGGAAGCAGAAUGAGGAGGAGGAGAUUGAAAGGGAGAAUAAUGGGGAAGAGGAGACUGUGAAUGGAGGAGAAAAGAAUGAGGAGGAGGAAAAUGUGAAGGAAAAGGAGAAGAAUGAGGAGGAGGAAAAUGUGAUGCAAAGGGAGAAGAAUAAUGGGGAUGAGAUUGUGAAUGAAGUGAAGAAGAAGGAGAAGAAGGAUAAUGUGGAGGUAGGGAGAAAGAAUGAGGAUCAGGAAACUGUGAAGGAGAGAGAGAAGAAUGAGGCGGAUGAGAUUGUGAAGGAAGGGGAGAAUAAUGGGGAGGAGAUUGUAAAGGAAUGGGAGAAGAAUGAAGAGGAGGAGAGUGAAUGGGAGAAGAAUGAAGAGGAGAAUAAUGUGAAGGAAGGGAAGAAGAAUGAAGAAGAGGAGAUUGUUAAGAAAGGGGAGAAGAAUGAGGAACAGAAUAAUUUGAAGGAAGAAGAGGAGAAUGAGAAGGAGGAGAUUGCGAAGGAAGGGAAGAAAAUGGGGUGGAAAAAUGGGAAGGAGAUGGAAAUUGUUGAGGAGAAGCAGGGGAACAGAAUGAGGAGAGGGGAGGUGGAGAAGGAGGGUGCUGGAGGGAAAGAGGCCGAUGAGGAGAAGAGCAUACCUGUCGUUUCGAACAAAGUGUGUGCGUUAUCUGAUGAGAUCAGUGUGUUCGCUUAUGAGAUCAGUGUGUCCGCUUAUGAGAUCAAUGUGUGUUGUAUGUUAUCUGAUGAGAUCAGUGUGUCCACUAAUGAGAUCAGUGUGUGCUAUCUGAUGAAAUCAGUGAGUCCGCUUAUGAGAUCAGUGUAUGUUAUCUGA
Molecule: messenger RNA, 870 nt
Organism: Dreissena polymorpha
Lineage: Eukaryota; Metazoa; Mollusca; Bivalvia; Myida; Dreissenidae
Product: cilia- and flagella-associated protein 251-like
Exons: 7
Coding region: 1-870 (289 amino acids)
Source: RefSeq, a predicted model, not a curated record